Drosophila willistoni is the source of this 1927-nucleotide messenger RNA. RefSeq lists its product as uncharacterized. Bases 279 to 1301 code for a protein of 340 amino acids. The transcript has 5 exons. Lineage: Eukaryota; Metazoa; Arthropoda; Insecta; Diptera; Drosophilidae. Gene Ontology annotation, molecular function: protein binding. The record is from RefSeq and is a predicted model, not a curated record.
UUUUUUUAUGUGUGUACACUUGUCAUGUUUGCUCGAUGCAGUGGGAGAAAUUGCUAUAAAUCUUUGUUGUGUGUAAAAAAUAAAAGUUCUGCAAAUAAUACAGACGUGUGUCGAAUGUGAAAACAAUGUUGAGUAAGCGCUUUUAAAAAGGAGCUCUCCUUGUGUGCGUGCCGUGCAGCGUGUGAGAACGAGCUAGUUUUCAAGAAGAAGAAAAUCGAAUUGAAUUACAAAAGAGAGGAAAAAAAAGAACCUGUAAAAACAAAAAACUGGCUGGUAUCAUGUCAUCCACGUCGUCCAUUGAAACGCCAACAACACCAACGGCUGAAUUGCAACAGCAACAACAUCAUCAUCAUCACCACCAUCAUCAUCAACAUACUACCACGGCCAUUGUGGCCAGUCAACAGAAGCAGCAGCCGUUAAUUGCCAAACGCUCGCACUCCGUGUCAUCGAGCGCAUCGAGCGCCUCCUCAGUAUCAUAUGGGGCGGCAGCCGCCGGAUCGGGAAGCGGAAUCGGAAUCGGAACCUCACUAUCAGCUAACGACCGAGGAGGCGGCAAAAAAGUUCAAACGCCGCCCAUGCCACAGUCAGUUUCUGCAAAUGCCUCUGCCACAAUAGCAGCAGUGCAUCAUCAGCAACAGCAGCGCCAAUCUUAUUCCGCACUGCUACAGAAGCAGCCGUUUUCCAAUCGACAUCAGCAGCAGCAGCAGCAAGGUCAGCAAUUGCAAGCCCAGCCAAUUUCGCAAUUGGGAAAUUUAUCGGGCUCUACUGCGACCUCGACCACAGGGAAUACGGUGGUAGGAGGAGGAGGAGGAGGAAGUUCUCUUUCCGAGUCAGCAGCAGCCGCUACCACAUCAUCAUCGUCAUCAUCAUCGUCGUCGUCAUCAUCAUCAUGUUGCACUGAUAUUAAAACUAAUGUAACACUAACUACGCAAAAGACGCAUCGACCCAUACCGUCUGAUAAAAUCAACCUACGAUUAAUACUCGUUACUGGUAAAACAAAGGAAUUCCUAUUCAAUCCAUCAGAUUCAGCUGGUGACAUUGCGCAAACAGUAUUUGAUAAUUGGCCAGAAGAUUGGGCACGUGAAGCUGUCUCUAAAGCCGAAAUUCUACGUUUAAUCUAUCAGGGGCGUUUCCUUCAUUGUAAUGUAACUUUAGGCGCACUGGGACUUCCGUUGGGCAAAACGACUGUUAUGCAUUUAGUGCCGCGUGAUAAUUUGCCAGAACCGAAUUCACAAGAUCAAAGACAAAAGAGCAAAGGAGGUUCUGGGCGUUGCUGUUCAACAACUUGCUGCAUUCUGUAACUAGGCAUGUAGUUACAUAUAUACAUUAACUUAAAUAAUAAUAAUACUGAAUGAAGUUCUACACAUUAUAAAACUUUGUGUGCAGUCAACAGAAUUUGAAUACUAUAAAACAAAACAAACUGAAGUCCUGCAUGAAGUGAUUAGAUGAAGCUACAACUGUAGGCAGUGCAGUUAAUUGAUUUUUUGUUGUAAUGCCGAAUGAAUGUACCGAUAUCAUCUAGAUAUGGGAUCUAUGAUCGCGAACAGCAAUUAAGAUGAGAUUAUUUCUUGGCCAAAAACUUUAUUCCUCUUCGGUUUGGUUGACUCAAUGGAGGAGGAGGAAAGGACGAUUCAUUUAAGAGAUUGGAGAAGGAUACCGAUGCACAAUAUAAAAUUCAACUAAUUAUUCAUGCAGGUCUUUUACAAUUUAACACAAAAGUAAAAGUAAACAAAUACAAAACUAGCCUAUUCGUUGAUAUGCAUGUAAAUACAUUAUACAAAAAUAUAUUUUAUAUAUACACACAAGAGAAUUUGUAAGCAAGCGCAAAAUGCAAAGAGAAAAAAGAAAAACAACAACAAAAAACAAAAACCUAUGCUGUAUUAAUGUUGCUAGACUGCAAAUAUACAACAUGUAAUAUACAAAAACA